AUGUGGCCUUCCGGUGAUGUAGAAUGGUAUACACACGAAAUGAAACAACAACGUCCAAAUUUUUUGAAAACAGCAUCCACAAAAUCAGAAUCUAAUCAUGAUCAAACAUCGAAAGAUAUUACACAACCACAAACGGAACCGAUAACAAGAGAUACAUGGUCUGAGACAACAAAACUGAAACAUCAUCUUGAAUUAAUUCAAUUAAGAUUAGAACAUCUGCAACAACCAUCAUCAUUCGUUAUCCAAUUAGAAACAACGUCCGAACCAUCAGAUCGAGCAGUGGCAUAUCAUACUCUAUCCUUAAUGACAAAAUUAGGAACUAUUGGUAAACAACUCAUUGAACAACAACAUGUUAAAACGAAAAUGCAACAAGUAUUGCGUUGGACAUUAUUAUUAUUAAUGCUGGUUAUGUUUGGUGUCGCAAUAAUAAGUCAAAAAAAACAUCAACGGAUGGCAGUUAUGAUUCUCUUGGUCUUGAAUUAG
This is a messenger RNA of Didymodactylos carnosus, 483 nucleotides long. The record is from the annotation of a GenBank genome assembly. Lineage: Eukaryota; Metazoa; Rotifera; Eurotatoria; Philodinida; Philodinidae.